This is a messenger RNA of Gregarina niphandrodes, 3528 nucleotides long. Its product is annotated as putative phosphodiesterase. Gene Ontology annotation, biological process: signal transduction. Bases 1 to 3528 code for a protein of 1175 amino acids. Gene Ontology annotation, molecular function: 3',5'-cyclic-nucleotide phosphodiesterase activity. NCBI's taxonomy places the organism in Eukaryota, Apicomplexa, Conoidasida, Eugregarinorida, Gregarinidae. The transcript has 2 exons. The record is from RefSeq and is a predicted model, not a curated record.
AUGGCGGCGGGGCCUGGGUGGACUUCAAGUGCGGCUCGGCCGGUUUUGCCAGUGCGGUCUAGUUUGAGUCUGACGGAGGCGUUGUUGGUAGCGCUGUCUCAAUUAGAUCGGGCAGGAUGUGUAGAAGUGUUUGGGGGCAACGACGUGGUGGCUGACGUGUUGGUGGCGCAGUGGUUGGCUGAUGAUGACUUACGUUUGAGUAAUUGUUCGCGGGAGGAGUUGGUUACAUUGGACGUAGAGAGUUGUCGUGUGGUGACGUUGGACGUCUGGGGCUCUUUGGUGCUUUCGGCGCAUGGCACACACGCGUGUGGUUGUUAUGGCGGUAGUCUCUGGCGGAUGCGUUACGGAAAACGCCCAAAACAGAUGAAGAAUGGUCUGCUUUCAGUCAUACUGGCUUAUUUCGAUCGGCCGAAGCUGCCACCGAUAUGGAGCCCGCUAGAGGUAGACCCGGACGUCGAGAUCCUACGACUUCAGUACAUGGGCGAACGCUUCCGCAGUACGCGCCCCUGCUACCACACCCAGUACAUUAACUGCUAUCUAGCACUCACCUCAUCUGAAGCCAAGCUCAUUCGACUUACGCCUUCCGUCAACCCCAAUCGGGAGAUCGCCCUCAGCACCUACCGUACAGACCGCGAACAAUCGCUCUGCCGCUUCUUCUGCAAUCAACAUGGCUCCAUGCUCGCAGCCACUGCAGGACGUCUCUGCGCUCUUCCCCAAAGCCGCUCCCUCGAAGCCACCGGAACGAUCGCAAGGUGGCAGUCGUGCGGGGCGGCGCAAUCGAGCGCGGGUGUUUCCGGUUCUGUCUUCAACGUGAGACGGUUACUGGACACAAGUCGAGGUGCAAGUUUGUUUUGCGCGAACUUACCGAAUAUGAGGCUGGAAGGUUCGGCAGAGUCUGAUUUCACAAUAUUGGCUUGGGUGCAGGUUGUUGCACCACAGAGGUUGGAGAAGAUGCGUCCUGAGAAGAGUCAGACCGUGCGGUCUGAGACGACUAUAAAGUCGGCUAUGACGAAGAAGACGUUGGAUGACGACAAGACAUCGCGUGCAUCGGGUGAUACGGCGAUGCAGAAGCCGGAUGUAACGGAGGUGGCUGAAGGUGGGAACGUAACGGUGCUGGGUUUGUUACUGCAUCCGAGCGCUAUUCCGAAGUUGAUGUUGCAGUCGGUGGCAGGUUCUUACUGGCUCGCGUGUCGGCGGCAAUUGUCUUUAGCGCCAUUGCGUUUUCUGGAUCCGGAGUUGGAGAAGUAUUAUACAGACUUGUCCGCGGCCAAGUAUUCAGUACGUCUCACUUUGACUAUUUGGAUGUUCGUUUUCGCUUCUGCGGUUUCCUGGGUUCUGGUAUGGUAUGCGUAUCGAGAGCACUGGGUGGAGGUUAUCGACACGUUGGUGGAGAAGUUGAAUCACCUGUUUACGGGUGCGGCGAUUGUGAUUAACAUUCUAUUUUGGGUUGUCAUGUACUUCAACUUGGGCAAAGUGACUGGUGUCAUGCGCAAGCACAUCGAAUACGCCUUCUAUAUGAACGGACUCAUUUACACUGGCUUGAUUGGUGCCUGGGGGACCGCCGCCGUGAUUCGAACCGCGGGAAUGCGGGAUUGGGAUUGGCUGGCGAUGGUAGCAGAUUUAAGCUGGCCAUUGAUGGGCGAGCUGCAGAAUUGGGCAUUACAAAUGGUAUGCAACAUUGUUUAUGCCUACGAGCUCAAGAAGUUUUACGAAGUGAAGAUGCUCGCGGACGGGAUCACGACAACCCUCUUUUUCACUCAGAUCGUAUUAGUGGACGCCGUGCUACCGACUAAGUCAAGUCGAUCGGCGCUCUUCCACCUGGUGAUGGUAGGUACAUUUAUCGGAAUGCGAACUGCACAAGGAAAGGCACUGAUGGUCUCUCAAUUACGUGCCGCGAAUUACAUCGAUAUGGGCUACAUGUUUCUUGUGUACUGUAUCGGUUUUAUGGCCCGUUGGUUCCGUGAAUUGCAAGAACGCUCGAACAUUGUGCGUGUGCGGGAAUCGCAGAGUAGAUUGCAGUCGGUAAAGGAGCGGAGCAAGAAACGGCGUUUCGAUAUGUCGGCAGCUGAGGAGGUAAUGGAUUUGGUGAAGAAUGUCCAGGAAACUGUACGAGCACAGCAUAACGCACGUAAAGCCAAGGGUGGUCCGAACAGUCUGUAUGAGGUCCUUGAGUGUCUUCAGGCAGUGCUGGACCUGUUGGCACAGAACGAGAAGGUAGCGAAGGCGGAUGUGGCUUUCGAUCCGGCUAAAGCGGAUGAUGAAAUUAAAGAAGACGCGUUUAUUAACAUGUAUCGUCUUGACAAACGUGCAGGUACUGAACAUGCAACUAUGGCGCGCAAGCCAAGGACGGGUCAUGGCGUCAAAUUUGAGAUGGAGACGGCGCCACAAAUCACUGUAGACGAAGUCACCUUUGACGCACCGACUAUGCUCGCAAAAAUCGCAGGAGAUGUCGGUCAAACACUGGACCUACGUGUGCUUGAAUUGGCUAAAGAUAACCCUGCCAUUAUCAUGGACAUCGGAUACUUAUUGCUAGGACCUUAUAAACAAUUUUUGGACGUCUCCGAUCAAUGCAUACUCGGCUUCCUCUACGGUAUUUACAAAAACCACUGGACAUCGAACCCUUACCACAACUCCGUGCAUGCGGCGAAUGUGGCACACGUCGCGAUGACACUGAUGAACGCAGUGCGCAUUACGGACUAUUGUUCGGAAGAACAGAUCGUGGCAUACGUGACGGCGGGAUUAGGACAUUGCAUCGGUCAUUCUGGAAGGAAUAAUCUGUUUUAUAUUCAGGGAGAUUCUUUAUUAGCAUUUGCGCAAAAUGACAAUGCCGUAUUGGAGACGACAACGUGUUUCAUGAUCCAAUCUUUAAUGGCAUCCCAGGAAGACAUUAAUAUCCUAAGCAAACUCUCUCGUGAUGAAUUAAUGACCACACGAAAAUUCCUUGUUGAAUUUCUUCUCGCUCUCGACAUGUCUCGACACUUUGAAAUGGUUUCCAAAUCCCGUGUGCGUCGCGCAAGUCCAGAAUUCAAUCCCAUAGAUGAUGUCAAUGAUCGUGAUAUGGCCGUCCAAAUGCUCUUCAAAAUGGCGGAUCUCGGCCAUGCCGUUCUUGACUGGCCCGCACAUCUCGACUGGACGCUACGCCUACAAGAAGAGUUUUAUCAACAAGGCGCCGAAGAGAAUGAAAAAGGCAUGCCCAUAUCACCACUCUGCGAUCGCUCCUUGCACUCCGCCUUUGCUCGUACUCAGGCAGGGUACAUGCAACUAAUCAUUCUCCCUCUUGUCGAUGAAGUCUCCUCCUACGCUGCAGAGGCCGAAACUCUCGUUCAGGCAAACACGCGUGCGCUAUUCAAUAAACAAAAAUGGGAAGGCUUGCGGGACUCUAAAAAGUCACCUCCGGUACCCACCGAGGCACAAACUGAGACGGCACCAAGCAAGUACACUAUCUGGUGUCUCUUCAAUCUCAUGAAGUCCAAGCGCUUCGCUGAUGUCGUCAAGGAACCAACUGUCCCGAUGAUCGCUCGAACCUAA